AUGGGGAAGAAAUACAGAUACGCGAGCUCCUCAUCCUCCUCCUCGGACUCAGACUCGGAGUCUUCUUCCGUCCUUCCUCCGCCCCGCCGACACCGACAUCGUGACCAAACCUACCGUAACCGCCGGCGAAGCCCUCCGGCACCAGAGUAUCCUUCGCAAGGCUUGGGAGCUGCCCCUGCAGCCAAAGAGGAGGAGAAGAAGAAAAAGAAGAAGAAGCCCCCUCCGCAGCAGGGCAUUGAUAAGAUAUGGGAGCUAUUCUCCCAGAAGAAGUUCAGCAAGGCGCUCGCUGUUCUACCCUUCUCUCCUGUCCCACCAUCGUCCUCCGGCGAACGAGCCAAUGAGCUCUUGUCCGCGGGGUACGACCGGGCGGUGGAGGAGUGCCGACAGAGGGUGCGCAAGAUCAUUGCUGAGUGUAAGAGAAUAAACACGCGCUAUCGUGACCGCUGGGACAUUGACUGGGACCUGAAAUGGGAGAAAGGCCAUUGCCUUAAUAGUCUCGGCUCCACCAAAUUUGACAUCAACAUGUCCACGAUGUUGAACCCCAAUGCCAACAUUCCGAAAGCCGUCAAGCGCGUACAUGAAAUCUAUGAGAAGCCCACUUUCAUGGAGAAGGUGCUUCCCGGCGACAUCAAGCAAGGCAAUCUAGGCAAUUGUUGGUUCGUGGCUAGCUUGACUGGGCUAGCCAAUGUUGAGGAUGGCAUUAAGCGGAUUUGCGUCGAGUAUGAUACCAAAAUCGGAAUCUAUGGUUUCGUCUUCUAUCGCGACGGCGAAUGGGUUUGGUCAAUCAUCGACGAUAAGCUUCAUUUGAAGUCCCCAUGCUGGGAUUCGCCCUCAAUGCAGCGUGAUCUACUGCAGCAAAUUGACCGAGAGGAUGUCGAGCGUGUAUACCGCAAGACAUACCAGACGGGAUCCAAGGCACUGUUCUUCGCCCAGAACAAGGAUCAAAACGAGACCUGGGUGCCGCUCAUUGAGAAGGCGUAUGCUAAAGCCCACGGAGACUAUGCUUGUUUGACCGGAGGCUGGAUUGGAGAAGCAUUGGAAGAUCUGUCUGGUGGUGUCACUACCGAGCUGCUUGCCAGCGAUAUCUUAGACACUGAGGAGUUCUGGAACAAUGAGCUGUCUCGAAUCAAUCAGGAAUUUCUAUUCGGAUGUUCUACCGGACUCCUCGAUGGAGGAUAUGGAAAUCGCGACGGCAUCUCGGAGGGGCACGCCUAUGUUAUUAUGGAGGCGAGGACGCUCAAGAAUGGCACUCGGCUGCUAAAGCUAAGGAACCCUUGGGGCAAGAUUAAGAAGGGCAACUGGGAAGGAGCUUGGUCUGACGGUUCCAAGGAGUGGACCACUGAAGUCCAGGAGGAGAUCAACCACUCCUUCGGAGGCGACUCUACCUUUUGGAUCUCCUACGAAGACCUCCUACGCAAGUAUCAGCAUUUCGAUCGUACAAGGCUCUUCCGUGAUCCUAAUUGGCGAUGCUGCCAACGCUGGAUCGGCGUCGAGGUGCCCUGGAAGGCCCAAUACCACGAGAAGUUCCAUAUUAAGCUCACUAAGGACUCUCCUCUCGUCCUGACCCUCUCGCAACUAGAUGCCCGCUACUUUAAAGGCUUGCAGGGGCAAUACAACUUCCGCCUACAGUUCCGCUUGCAUGAGCAAGGGAGGCCGGAUGCCGAAGACUAUAUCGUUCGGUCACACGGAAACUACCUCAUGGAUCGGAGUGUCUCUGUCGAGCUACCUAACAUGCCCGCCGGGUCCUACACUGUGUUUAUCUCCGUCAUUGGCGAGCGGGACUCUAAAGCCCCGUCCGUCGAGGAUGUCGUGAAGCGCGAGUGCAAGCGUCGAGUGGAGAACGAGAAGCUGGCACAAGUGGGCCAUGCUUACGAUCUCGCUCAUAGCAAGGGUGCUGCGCACCUCGAGGCCCUGGCCAAGCUCCGCAAGAAGACUGACUCCGGCAAAGCCAGUGAUGCUCGCAAGACGGAGCGCCGCAAGAUGUGGGAGAAACGACACUUGCAGCGUGACAUUCAGAAGAAACAAGGCAAGAAGAACACAGCCAAACGUGAUCGCCGCAAGGCGCGAGAGGCGGAGGAAAAGGCCAAGGCUGCCGAAGUGAAACGCGUCCAAGAAGAGAAAGAAGCCGAAGAGAAGCGGAUGCAAUUGGAGAAAGAGGCAGAGGAGAAGCGUCUCAAAGAGGAGAGGGAAUCUGAAGAGCGCAAGAAGAUCGAGGAGCUUCAGCCCAAGGACAAGGCCAUUCAGACCGAGCAUGAAGUCAAGUCAGAGGUGAAGGACGGAAGUCCCCAGCCAGAAAUUUUGGAUGACAAGUCUGAUAGCGCCUCAACUUCCUCCAGCAGCACCCCCCAGUACACGCCCAAGAGCGAUAGUGCUGUGCCCUCUGAUGAUGACAAAGAGAACACUGUUGUCGUUAUCCCUCCGGUGGAUGCAUCCGCUGUCUCUGGCGGUCCGCCUCCGGCCACAACUUCCGUUGAAGAAGUAAAGGCUAAGGAUGAGCAAGUCGCUGAGGACAGCAACAAGGCUCCCGCUCCUCCAGCAGCUAAAACAAAGCCUCCACCUCCCCCACCAGCUGCUGAGGAUUCAGACGGCGACUCAUCUGAUUCACCCGUUGAGGACUGGGAGGAGCUGUACUCGAGCGAUGAUAUGAGCCUGAAGCCUCGCAUGGCUCCAGUCCCGGCCCAACCAGCGAAGAAGGAGGAGUCUGAUGACGAGGAGCCAGACACUCCUGAUCCGUGGAACGCCAUUGCCAUUGUUGGUUUCCGGGUUUAUUCGAUGGACGAGAAUCUUGAGCUACGAGUUGUCUUGGAAGGUGGAAACUUGGAGGAAGGCGGGAUGGGCGAGAAAGGCGAAGCUGAUAUCGAUAAUGCUCAGUCAAAUGCCGGGGGUCAGCGCAAGAAGGAGCAGAAAGACGAAGACAAGAAAGAUAAGAAGGAAGAUCAGAAGCAAGAGAAUGACAAGAAAGCCCAGGAUGAGAAGACCGACGAGGCCAACAAAGAUGAGACAAAGGCUGAUUCUGAGGCUGUCAAGAAAGACGAUGAUACAUUGAAGCCUGUGGACUCGAAAUCAGGGGAUGGCUUCGCGGCUUAUAAGACCAUCAUUGUUCGGCAGACCAGCGAAUUCGAUCGAGUAAUGGGCGAGAAGAAGCAGAACGAUGCUUCGAAGGACCUGGUUGAUCAAGAGUCAAUGCCUGUCUCUGAAACCAUUGAUAACGAUUCGACACCGAAGGAAGACACCGCUGGAGUGGUUGUUGACGAGACUUCAGACGGAUUUCCUUUUCCCGCGGUGCCUGAUGCCAAUGCAGACCUGUCUAUCGAGAAUGAUGACGAGGACGUUUCGGUGACUCCAUUCAUCGUGGUGACGCCCGACAACGAGCGCGCCGAUGAGAACGAGUAA
Molecule: messenger RNA, 3393 nt
Organism: Phaeoacremonium minimum UCRPA7
Lineage: Eukaryota; Fungi; Ascomycota; Sordariomycetes; Togniniales; Togniniaceae
Product: putative calpain family cysteine protease protein
Exons: 5
Coding region: 1-3393 (1130 amino acids)
Biological process (GO): proteolysis
Cellular component (GO): cytoplasm
Molecular function (GO): calcium-dependent cysteine-type endopeptidase activity
Source: RefSeq, a predicted model, not a curated record